Prorocentrum cordatum is the source of this 1230-nucleotide messenger RNA. Lineage: Eukaryota; Dinophyceae; Prorocentrales; Prorocentraceae. The record is from the annotation of a GenBank genome assembly.
AUGGCGCCGCCCAAGCUGCAGUCCGGGCACACCAAGCAGCGGGUGGCGUGGUCCCAGCAAUGGCACUGCCGUUUCUGCUGGGCCCCGUCCGGUGCGCGCUGGUGGAACCAUGCCGAGCUGGUGUCGUGCAAGCAGUGCCAGCGGUCCAAGGGGCAGUGCUUCCACUCCAACCGGGUGCCCAAUGUGCCGUCUGUGUCCUCCAAGGAAAAGACGGCAGCGGCCGAGCUGCGCAAGCUCCAGUCCGAGCUCAAGCAGGCGCAGUCGGAGGUCGUCAAACUCAAGGCCGCUGGUAGGGUCGCUGCGCCCGCGCCAGACCCGUUCGGCAUGGCAGUCGACAGCGGGGCGGCCUUGGUGCAGCUCGAGGCCGAGGUCGAGUCGGAUCGGGCCAAGGAGCUGCGAGAUCUUCUCGACCAGACCGAGGGCGUCAGCGACUCCUCGGGCGGCCUGCAGGAAAUGCGCAGGAAGUACGCGGAGGAGCUCGAGCAGCUGCGCGUCAAGCGGAUGGGCUCGCGCCCGCUUCCUGUCCAGAUGCAGCAGCCUUCGCAGCAGAUCAAAGGAUUGGAGCGCAAGGCAGAGGCCAAGCGCGCGGGCGUCGCCAAACUCCUCGGCCAGGUGCGAGAGCUCCAGUCGCAGCAUGACGAGGCGGCGACGGAGCUUGGCACCAUCCAGAGCGAGAUUGCUGUGCUGGAGGCGCAGCGGGCCGAGGUGGCGUUGCAGUUCCCGCAGCCGGCGACCGUCAUCGAGGGCGUCAAGGCCUCGCUCGAUUCCGUGCUGCCCAGCGUCCAGAUGUCCGCCGAGCAGAUGGUCCAGGUGCUGGGUACCUUCGGCGCGGAUGAGGAGGCGGCCAAGGACCUCCACCGCGCGGUGGGCCGCGUCCGUGCUGCGGCCGUCAAGGCGAAUGCCGAGCGGCAGGCGGAGCUCGAGCGCCGGCAGGCGGAGGCCGCCAGAGGCUCGGCCCCCCCGACGGGCGGCGCGGCUCCAGGCACGCCCAUCCCCGAGCCAGGCGGAGUGCAGCGGCCUGCUGGGUCUCGGGCUUUCCGCCUCCCUACUGCUGCUGGGGUGGGCGCUGACACGCCAGAGGUGCUCCAGGCCUUCCUGCAGGCCAUGGGGCAAGCCGUGCCUGCGGAGGAGGCCGAUCUCCGCGAGGCGGCCAAGCGGUUCGCCGAUGGGCUCGAGAGCUUCGCCAAGCGCCAGCGGUUGGAGGCGCCUGAGGCCGCUGCAGUGGCGUAG